Molecule: messenger RNA, 1596 nt
Organism: Aspergillus heteromorphus CBS 117.55
Lineage: Eukaryota; Fungi; Ascomycota; Eurotiomycetes; Eurotiales; Aspergillaceae
Product: P-loop containing nucleoside triphosphate hydrolase protein
Exons: 3
Coding region: 1-1596 (531 amino acids)
Molecular function (GO): 5'-3' DNA helicase activity; ATP hydrolysis activity
Source: RefSeq, a predicted model, not a curated record
AUGAACCAGACGAUGGAGAAAAUGGCCAAAAUCCCCGAUGCCGACCACUCCCACUUCAUGCGCGUCGCCUUCGGCCACACAACCCCCCUCCUCCCCGACCACGACGCCGUCGGCCCCGUCGAAUUCACCGAUCCCACCCUCAACGACUCCCAGCGAGAGGCCAUCCGCUUCGCCCUCGCCGCGCAAGACAUCGCCCUCAUCCACGGCCCCCCCGGCACCGGCAAGACACACACCCUGAUCGAGCUGAUCGUGCAGAUGGUCCAGCGAAAGCAGCGCGUGCUGGUCUGCGGCCCCUCCAACAUCUCCGUCGACAACAUCGUCGAGCGACUCGCCCCGAAGAAAGUCCCCGUCGUGCGCAUCGGACACCCCGCGCGCCUGCUCCCCUCCGUGCUGGACCACUCCCUCGAGGUGCUGACCCACACCUCCGAAGCCGCGGCCAUUGUUCGUGAUGUGCGCAAGGAGAUCGACCAGAAGCAGGCCAGCAUCCGCAAGACGCGGUCCGCGCGCGAGCGGCGCGCCGUCUACGAUGAUCUGCGCGAGCUGCGCCGCGAGUUCCGCGAGCGGGAGUCCAAGUGCGUGGAGAACCUGGUCCGGGAGAGCAGCGUCGUGCUUGCCACGCUGCACGGCGCGGGCGGCCAUCAGCUAAAGAACCAGAAGUUUGACGUCGUCAUCAUCGACGAGGCCAGCCAGGCGCUGGAGGCGCAGUGCUGGAUCCCGCUGCUGUCGGCGUCCAAGGUCGUGCUGGCGGGCGACCACCUGCAGCUCCCCCCGACCGUCAAGUCGACCAACGAGAAGGUGGACACGAAGGCGAUGGAGAAGCUGAAACGGAAGGCGGCAGAGAAGGCGCAGGAGAGCGGGGUCGAGCUGCUGGAGGAUGUCUCACUGGAGACGACCCUGUUUGAUCGCCUGCUGGCCAUGCACGGGCCCGGCAUCAAGCGCAUGCUCACGACGCAGUACCGCAUGCACGAGCGGAUCAUGCGCUUCCCGUCGGACGAGCUCUACGACUCGAAGCUGAUGGCCGCCGAGGCCGUGCAGGCGCGCCUGCUGAAAGACCUCCCGUACGAAGUGGAGGAGACGGACGACACCAAGGAGCCGGUCGUGUUCUGGGACACACAAGGCGGGGACUUCCCGGAGAAGACCGAGGAUGCCGAGGUGGGCAAGAAGACCCUGGGCGAGAGCAAAAGCAACGAGAUGGAGGCCCUCGUGGUGGGCCGGCACGUCGACGCGCUGGUGGGGGCCGGGGUGCGGCCGGAGGACAUCGCGGUCAUCACCCCGUACAACGGACAGCUGGCGGUGCUGUCACAGAUGCUGCGCGAGAAGUACCCGAGCAUCGAGCUGGGCAGCGUGGACGGCUUCCAGGGCCGCGAGAAGGAAGCAGUGGUGGUGAGUCUCGUGCGCAGCAACAGCGAGCACGAGGUGGGCUUCCUCGGGGAGAAGCGUCGGUUAAACGUGGCCAUGACGCGGCCGAAACGGCAUCUGUGCAUCUGCGGCGACUCGGAGACGAUUAGCAAGGGCAGCGGGUUUCUCAAGCGGUGGAUGGCCUUCCUGGAGGAGCAUGCGGAUCUGCGAUAUCCGGACGCGGGCGAAUUACUGUGA